Xenopus tropicalis (tropical clawed frog) is the source of this 471-nucleotide messenger RNA. RefSeq names its product keratin-associated protein 10-2-like. The transcript has 3 exons. Lineage: Eukaryota; Metazoa; Chordata; Amphibia; Anura; Pipidae. The coding region runs from base 1 to 471 and encodes 156 amino acids. The record is from RefSeq and is a predicted model, not a curated record.
AUGGCCUGUUGUUCCAGUGCCAGCUUCCCUCCAGCCUGUUGUUCCAGUGUUGGAUUCCCUCUAGCCUGUUGUUCCAGUGCCAGCUUCCCUCCAGCCUGUUGUUCCAGUGCCAGCUUCCCUCCAGCCUGUUGUUCCAGUGCCAGCUUCCCUCUAGCCUGUUGUGCCCGUGCCAGCUUCCCUCCAGCCUGUUGUUCCAGUGCCAGCUUCCCUCCAGCCUGUUGUUCCAGUGUCGGAUUCCCUCUAGCCUGUUGUUCCAGUGCUAGCUUCCCUCCAGCCUGUUGUUCCACCUGUUGUUACAGUGCCAGCUUCCCUCCAGCCUGUUGUGCCUGUGCCAGCUUCCCUCCAGCCUGUUGUUCCAGUGCCAGCUUCCCUCCAGCCUGUUGUUCCAGUGCCAGCUUCCCUCCAGCCUGUUGUUCCAGUGUCGGAUUCCCGCUAGCCUGUUGUUCCAGUGCUAGCUUUCCUCCAGCCUGA